Phialemonium atrogriseum is the source of this 757-nucleotide messenger RNA. RefSeq lists its product as uncharacterized. The record is from RefSeq and is a predicted model, not a curated record. The transcript has 2 exons. Bases 151 to 756 code for a protein of 201 amino acids. Lineage: Eukaryota; Fungi; Ascomycota; Sordariomycetes; Cephalothecales; Cephalothecaceae.
CUGGAACGAGGUGCCGGCGCAAGUCAUGGCAUGCGAGGAGCUACGACGUCUUCGGUCAUCAGUUAGGGCUCCCAGAAUCUUUUAUGCUUGCGAGAUGGGGCAAGUAGGAGUUCGGUAUGACUUUGAAGUCAACUAUAAAUCGUAUAUCUCAUGGAGUACGUUCCGGGCAAGACGGCAGGCGAAUGGCUGGACAGCAUCAAGAACGAAGACUCCCCUGGCAGGGAUUCCAUAUAUCGCCAGAUUGCCUUUGCUCUUUCCGAACUCCACCGCAUCCCCGUACCUCCAGAGUCUCGUCCAGCCGCCGCCGGUGGUGGAAGAAUUCGCCAUUCCCUUUUCGAUCUUCAAGAGGCUCCGCGCCACUACCAGAACGUGACGCAACUGGAGGACCACCUCAACCUGUUCCUCACGAUCACGAAGCGGAAGCACCGGGUCCAAGAUCUCUCACGAGAGCCCAUGGUCUUUUGUUAUUCUGACGUGUGGCUCGGCAACUUCACCAUUGACGAGGAUGGCCGGCUCACCGUGAUAGACUUUGCCGAUUCGAGCAUCCUGCUGUCAAGCUUCUCCAAGUUCGUACUCUUGGACUGGGAGAAGAUCAAGCGCGACAUAAGUGCUCUGGUAAAAGUGCCCACGACCGACGGCGUUGACAAUACCCUCGCGCUAUGCACCGCGGCGGGUCCUAUGGUCAUGGGCCCGAGUUCGUUCGUGACCACGGGCCGCCGAAUACUGGGCGGGGAGAUGGAGAUGAAGCCGGUCUGAG